This is a messenger RNA of Peniophora sp. CBMAI 1063, 345 nucleotides long. The record is from the annotation of a GenBank genome assembly. NCBI's taxonomy places the organism in Eukaryota, Fungi, Basidiomycota, Agaricomycetes, Russulales, Peniophoraceae.
AUGAUUCACUACGAAAGUUUCAAGCUGUACUACGAAUACCUCCAAGACGAUCAGUCCAGGCUCUUGAGGUUCAACAUAGCGAUCUUUAUCAUGCUCAUACUGGCUGGCCAUUACUGGUACCUCUACUGUAAGAAGAUGAUAGCCAAGGCAGACACUGUGUACGCGCAGGGUAUACAGCAGAUUGGACGUGUCUUCAUCCAAGAGAUCGUGAAUAUAAAGGCCGAGGUGAUCAUUAUCAGGGCUGAAGUCACCAUUCUUGAGGGAUUGGUACAGCAAGCGAAGAAACCGGUCGUCCCGAUUACGCCUCGCCGCGCAGUCAAGACACACUCUGCACAACGUUCAUAG